Trifolium pratense (red clover) is the source of this 1375-nucleotide messenger RNA. Its product is annotated as probable lactoylglutathione lyase, chloroplastic. Gene Ontology annotation, cellular component: cytoplasm. The coding region runs from base 189 to 1232 and encodes 347 amino acids. The record is from RefSeq and is a predicted model, not a curated record. NCBI's taxonomy places the organism in Eukaryota, Viridiplantae, Streptophyta, Magnoliopsida, Fabales, Fabaceae. Gene Ontology annotation, molecular function: lactoylglutathione lyase activity; metal ion binding. The transcript is spliced from 9 exons.
GUAGUUCAUACUUAAGAGAAUAAUUAAACCAAUCAUCUAUUACUUUCUCUCUUUAAUCCAUUUUAUUCUUUUCACAUUCUCAAGAAAAAGAAAGAAUUAAACUUUUGAUCAUUCAGUUUCUUAUUCAAUUCAUUGAUUGAUUAAUUUUCCACAUUCAUCACUCUGUAUAGUGUGAUUUACCCUUUUCCAUGGCUUCUUCUACAAUUCGUCCAUCGCUUUCUUCAUUCAACAAGUUACCCUCUUUCUCUUCACGUAACCUUUCUCAAAGACUCUCUCUUUUUCAUCUUCGUAGUGGUGUUAGACUACUGCCCCAUAAUUUUGGUCUUAAAGCAUCUAGGUUUUUGAGAAAUGAUAGUAGAUGUAUGAGAGUGAUGGCAUCAAGGAACAUGUCUCAAUCUGCUACACAGGAAAAUGCAUUAGAUUGGGUGAAGCAAGAUAAGAGAAGAAUGCUUCAUGUCGUAUAUCGUGUUGGAGACUUGGACAAGAGUAUAAAAUUUUAUACCGAGGGACUAGGAAUGAAGGUGCUCAGGAAGCGCGACAGGCCGGAGGAGAGAUAUAUGAAUGCCUUUCUUGGAUAUGGCCCUGAGGAUGCACACUUCUCUGUUGAACUAACAUACAAUUACGGGAUUGAAACGUAUGACAUUGGAACCGGAUUUGGCCAUUUUGGUAUUGCUAUGGAUGAUAUUUCAAGAGUUGUGGACAUUGUGAGAGCUAAAGGUGGCACAAUAACUAGAGAGCCCGGUCCAGUCAACGGAGGCAACUCAAAUAUUGCAGUUAUCGAAGACCCUGAUGGCUAUAAGUUUGAACUUUUGGAAAGGUCUCCCUGUCCCGAACCCCUGUGCAAAGUAAUGCUCCGUGUGGGUGAUCUCGAUCGAUCCAUAAAAUUCUAUGAGAAGGCUGUGGGUUUGGAGCUUCUUCGUAAACAAGACAAUCCAGAAUCCAAGUGUACCGUUGCAAUAAUGGGUUAUGGUCCAGAAGAAAAAAGUACUGUUCUGGAGUUAACUUCCGACUACGGAGUCACGACUUAUGAUAAAGGAGAUGCAUAUGCUCAGAUUACAAUAGGCACAGAUGAUGUGUACAAAACUGCAGAAGCAAUUAAACUUGCUGGAGGAAAGAUUACUCAUGCCGGACCAGUACCCGGUUACAAAACAAAAAUUACAUCAUGUGUGGAUCCCGAUGGUUGGAAAACGGUUUUUGUAGAUAAUCAUGAUUUUCGAAAGGACCUUGAGUAGUUUUAUGUGGUUCAUCACGACAAUCUUGUGAAGUAGUAGUGUUCUUUGUAGAAGCUCACAUCCAAUUUUUUGUAGAUGAUAGAAUAAUAAUUGCUACACAAAUUGACUCUUGUAGCAAAUUUAAUUAGAAAAAUUGACCCUUG